AAGAAAGAAAGAAAGAGCUCACGUGUGAUGUGUUUGUGUAUCCUCAGUGUUUUUCUCUCUUGAGUGUUUUAUUGAGUGUAAACAGAGUCUUGUCUCUGUGUAUUUUAGUGUUGAUGAUGGAUGUGAUGUGCUGUAAAUCAGUAGGAACUGAUCUGUCCAUGUUGGAUAUUGAUGAUUUCAUCACAGAAAUCUCUCAGCUGAAGAAAGAGGUGGCGUUACUGGAGACAAAGCUGAGGUUAAGAGGAGAUGAAGGACUGAAGAGAGAGGACUCCGAGCUCAGUCUGACUUUACUCUGUUAUACUGAGUCAAAGCCCACAGACGCUCAGGACACUACAGUGUGUGACAGUAAUCAGGGCUUACAGGAUGAGGAAUCUACUGAUCAAACCUCCACAGAGUCUCUGGAUUCUGUCUGGAACGCUGGAGAACAGCAGCAGAUCCUGCAGACCAAACUCAAGAUGUGUUCUGUCAAACUCAUCGACAAUGGAAACCAAAUGCAGUUGAGAACAGAAGCCACAGAAGAUGAAUAUGAAGACAAACAUAAUGAUGGUCAUGAUUUUAUUCUGUCAGAUGUGAGGAGUGAAUUAUGUUUGGAUGGAGAAAAAACGUCCUCAACAUUAAAAGAACAGAAACUCUUUACCUGCACGAGAUCUGAGAUCAGCUUUACUACCUUACAAGAGAAGGAACUUCAUUCAGAAGAGCACAGAGAGAAGAAGAAGCAGUUUCACUGUGAGCCAUGUGGGAAGGAUCUUUCUCCAGUAACGUCUCAUAUUAAUGCUCACAUGAGGACACACAGUGAUAAAAAGUCUUACUACUGCACUGAAUGUGGCUAUUACUUUAGCAGCAAACAAAGUCUUGAUGCUCACAAGAGAAUUCACACAGGAGAAAAACCAUACAAGUGUCCUCACUGUGAGAUGAGAUUCAGACACAGAUCUUGUAUAAAGAGACAUGUGCCUAUACACACCAAUGAGAGACCGUAUCAGUGCAGUCAAUGUGACAAAACCUUUAGGGAUUCAAGUAAAUUAAAAUCACACCAAAAUAUUCACUCUGAAGGGAAACGCUAUCAAUGUUCACACUGUGAUAAAAGUUACUGUCAGAAAUCUCAUCUGAUACGCCAUCAGAGAGUUCAUACUGGAGAAAAACCUUACGUCUGUAGUGUUUGUGUCAAGCGUUUUGAUAAACAUGACAGCUUAGUGACACACGAGAGAACUCAUACAGGUGAAAAACCUUACAAAUGCUCUCAGUGUGAGAAGACGUUUGCUCAGUCAGGUUCCUUAAAAGCUCAUCAGAGAAUUCACACUGGAGAAAAACCAUUCGAGUGUCCUCACUGUGAGAUGAGAUUCAGACAAAAAUCUUGUAUAAAGAGACAUGUGCUUAUACACACCAAUGAGAGACCGUAUCAGUGCAGUGAAUGUGAUAAAACCUUUAGGGAUUCAAGUAAAUUAAAAUCACACCUGAAUAUUCACUCUGGAGAGAAUCUCUUUCAAUGUUCACACUGUGAUAAAAGUUACUGUUUUAAAUAUCAGCUGAUACACCAUCAGAGAGUUCACACUGGAGAGAAACCUCAUCACUGUAAUGUUUGUGAGAAAAGGUUCAGUCGACGUGAACAUUUAGUGUAUCACCAAAGAACUCAUAUAGGUUAAAAACGUUCUCAGUGUGAGAAGACGUUUGCUCAGUCACUUAAAAGCCCAUCAGAGAGUUCACACUGGAGAGAAACCUUUCGUCUACUCAGUCUUAUUAUAUCUCAUAAUAUGACCCCUUCUGCGUCAUAUAUACAACCGGCACUGGGGAUUUUGCUGUACACUGCAUGCCGUGAGUUAUCCCUUGCUUAACAUGUUAAACUUUUAUAUUUGUGGCCCAUUAAUGCAUUCAGUGAUAUUUGGAAAUAUUUUAAUUUAAACAAAAGUAUGAACAUUUCUAGAUAAGGGGGCAUGUUCCUGGACAGGGAUUAGACUAGUCCUAGACUAAAAUAAAUGUAAGAGCUUUCCAAGCUGACAAAAAUUUGCACUGACAUAUUUUAAGAUACAUCAUUGCCCUUUGUUUUGCCUCAAAAUGCACACAAGUAAUUUCAUUUCAUUUUUUUUUUAUUUGAGCAUCUAAUUACAUAAAAAACAACAUAAUAACAAAUUUCAUUACAAUACAAGUAAGGGAGAAAAAAACUAUAAAUGAUGCUCAAAAGGGGAAGGUAGAAGCUUAAGCUUAUUAACACCUACCCAUUUUACACCAUUGAGCCGCAAUUACAUUUAUUAUAUCAAUAAGACAGUCAUCACAUGUUUAUGCUAUCCUGUUCCAGUGACUGUACAAUCAACAAUAUUUACUCACAACCCUUCUAUUAAGACACGAAAAUAAACCUCUUCAAUAAGUACAAGAAAGAGAGGGAGAAAAAACAUUGCCUGUAACAAUUAGUCACCAAUCUUUUAAUUUGAUCUUUUGUUCCUUAUUGUUAAAGAUUCAAGGUCAUUUUUAACAAUUAUUCUGAACUAUAAUAGAUUAAUUAUAUUAUCUUUAUUAACUUACAUUCUCUUUUUUAGUUUACCAGUCUCAAAAAUACAACAUAAAUACAUAGCUCUAGCGUAUUCCACUUCCACCCUAAGGCCAUUCCGUCCUAUACUUGGACAAUAUUACUUGUUUAUACUUCGCUUUGAAUUGAUGAAUGGAUGGGCACUGCUUAAGUUGGGCACUCAGGGUAUUCCAGAGUCUGGCACCACACACAGACACACACAUACUUUUCCUCGUCGUUCUAGAUUUGAGAAGCCAAAUCUAGAUUGUACAGUUUUAAGUAAUUAUCGACCAAUAUCAAAAUUACCCUUUUUAACAAAAGUUUUAGAGAAAAUUGUCCUCAACUUACUCCAUAUUUAGAGGAAAAUUCUGUUAUAGACAUGUUUCAGUCAGGUUUUAGAUCAUUUCAUAGCACAGAAACCGCCCUUCUUAAAGUUUUUAUUGAUAUUUUAUUAGGAGUAGAUUCCGGAAAGCCAGUUAUUCUUAUUCUUUUAGAUCUUACAGCUGCUUUCGAUACCAUCGAUCAUGACAUUUUUUUGAGUCGUCUCAAGGAUGUUGGUAUCAAAGGCAUUGCUCUUGAUUGGUUUAAAUCUUAUUUGGAAGACCGGUCGUUCUCGAUUUCCAUCAGUAAUCUGCGCUCUUCGUCAGCUAAAUUACGCUGUGGUGUGCCUCAGGGUUCUAUUCUUGGGCCCAUUUUAUUUUCAUUAUAUAUGUGCCCUUUAGGUAUUAUUUUUCGUAAAUACGGCAUUACGUAUCAUUUGUAUGCAGAUGAUACACAGCUAUAUAUCCCAGUUCAAUUAAAUGCCUCAAAAUCCUUGGAUGUGCUCGUUCAGUGUUUAGGUGAGAUUAAGGCUUGGUUGGAAAGCAAUUUAUUACAUCUAAAUCAGAAUAAGACUGAGUGUGUUGUGUUUGGUCCCUCUUCUGCUUCGAAGGAAAUUAUGAACAGAUUGACUUCAAUGGCGAUAAGUGUGUCGGAUCAUGUUAAAAAUUUGGGGGUUACCAUGGAUUCAUCAUUGAUUUUGGAUAAGCAGAUAACUAGUGUUGUUAAGGCUGGGUUUUAUCAACUCCGAAUUAUUUCCAAAUUUAAAUCUAUUCUUUCUUUUAAAGACCUGGAGAUUAUUAUUCAUUCUUUUGUAUCAUCCCGUAUUGAUUAUUGUAAUUCGUUGUAUUAUGGUUUAUCGCAGCGCCAACUAUCUCGUCUGCAAUUAUUGCAAAAUUCUGCAGCUAGACUUCUGACGCACACAAAGAAGCGUGAGAGGAUUACACCAGUUCUCAUUACCCUACACUGGUUGCCGGUAAAAUCUAGGAUUGAAUUUAAGAAUUUGUUAAUGGUUUUUAAAGCACUGCACGGUAUUGCACCAAAAUAUAUUGCCAAUCUUCUAAUGCCCUAUCAAAACACAAGAAUUACUAGAUCUACCAAUGAGAUGAUUUUGCAUGUUCCUAAAACUAGGUUAAAGUCAAAGGGUGACAGGUCCUUUUCGGUAGCCGCGCCACACUUAUGGAACCCUCUUCCCUUAUGCAUUAAAUCGGCUCCUUCUGUGGAUGUUUUUAAGUCGAGAUUAAAAUCAUAUCUUUUUAGUAUGGCUUUUAAUGUUGGCUAGAGUUUUUUUUUAGCUCCUACUCUAUUGUUUUAAUGUUCGUUUUUGUCUUUCUUUUUGUUAAUUGUCUUCCUGGAAAGCACUUUGGACAACGGGAGUUGUUUUAAAUGUGCUAUAGAAAUAAAGUUUGUAUUGUAUUGUAUUGUAUUUUAACAUGACAAUGUGGUAUGGUAAUUUAAACCUAAAAGGGAGAAGCAAGCUGCAGAGAAUAGUAAACCUCGCCUCAAAAAUCAUAGGGACAAAUCAGAAACAGCUAUGUUCCAUGUACGAGGAAGUUCUCAGGAAAAAAGCUUUUAAAAUAGCAAACGAUCCUACUCAUCCGCUUAAUAAGGAGUUUGAACUCCUUCCCUCUGCCAGACGUUAUAAAGUACCUAGGGCAAAUCGUAAUAUUUUUACAAAUUAUUUUAUUCCUAAUGCAACUCGGACGCUGAACAACACGUCCCGUUGAUGUAUUGUACGUAAUUGCUACUGCUGUGUUCAUUGUUGCUUUGAAGAUGUCUGCGUGCUAGUCUUGUUGUUUUUGUUGUUUUUAUUGUUGUUGGUUUGAUUGUUGUUAUGAUGAGACUGAAGGCAAAUUUCCACAUUGUGGACAAUAAAAUGAAAAAUAAAUAAAUAAGGUUCUAAUAGAAGCGAGCAGACUUUUGUCUUUUGUGGGGCGGUUUCCCGGACAGGGAUUAGACUAGUCCUAGACUUAAACACUUUUAAGAGCUCUCCAAACUGAAAACCACUUGCACUGACAUAUCUUAAAAUACAUCAGUGCCCUUUGUUUUACCUCAAAAUGAAGACAGGUAAUGUUUUUAGAAAGGCAUGUUUGUUAAAACUAGUUAUAUUUCCUAAUUAAACUAAGACCUAGUCCCGGAUUAAGCUAAUCUUGGUCCGGGAAACCGCCCCUGUAAGUUUAAUUAUUACAAUUUAGGGAUGGUACUUUUAUUUGUACUUUAUUUGAAAAACUGAUAUUUGUAUGUAAUGUGAGUCUAAAACCCUGAAUUAAAGUAGACAAGCUGCACACUGUCAGGCACUGGAGAAACUUAGGUUGUGUUCAGUUUCUGUCAGACUCAUCAAAACAUCAUCCUUAUGGACAAGUUGGCAAGUCCAAGUUCAAGUGAGCAAACCCUUAAUUAAUAUAUGUAUUAAUUCAGUUAUUUUUUAUUUAAAUUAUUAAAGAUUAUGUUUCUAAAUUAUGAUGUUUUUGUAGCCACCACCAAAGACUUGCGCAAUUUUAUUUUCUUUGCCAUAAAUUUUAUUUAUUGAACACACAGUGUUAUAGCAGUAAAAAACAAGCUAAGACUCAAGAUUUAACUACAACUAAAACAAACACGGAUCACCACAAUAGUGAUUUACGAUUUUCAAGAGAUGGUGAUAAAGAGGAUAAAGUUAAAGAUUUUAAUUCUGCUUCAGUGUUACAUUUUAAAGAUUUAGAUAAUAUACACCCAGUAGUGUUCAUUUAACACUUGGGAUUUUGCUGUGUAGCUCUGUGGAGGCAUUUCGUAGACAAAUGUGGGUUACUACAUUUGAAGCGGUUUGUAGGCUCUAUAAUCCAAGGAACUGCCUGUCCCUUGGAUUAUUCUGUACCAUUUUUUGCCUUUGUGCCUGGUUUGCCUUUGUUUGCCUAUUGCUCUCCUGUGUAUGACAUUUCGGCUGUUUUAUUGGAUUUAUGUUUGUGGAUUACCCUUCUAAUAAAAUCUGCAUUUGGAUUCUCAACCCUUCGGGUCUUGGAGC
Paramisgurnus dabryanus is the source of this 5813-nucleotide messenger RNA. NCBI's taxonomy places the organism in Eukaryota, Metazoa, Chordata, Actinopteri, Cypriniformes, Cobitidae. The record is from RefSeq and is a predicted model, not a curated record.